UAUCACUACUUCCUACCCACGUUCUCGACUUGGACGAUAGAUGCUGAUGUGUUUGGCAAACCGUGGUUCUUUUCGUGGUUCCACAUAAGCAUGUCAGUACUGCUUGAGACGAGCGCGGGCGACGUGGUGAUAGACCUCUUGACAGACUACGCGCCCAAAGAAUGUGAGAACUUUCUCAAGCUCUGCAAGGUGAAAUAUUACAACUUCUCACCCGUCCACUCUAUUCAACAGAAUUUCUCCUUCCAAACCGGCGAUCCCCUCGGGCCCACGUCCCCUUCCUCCGAUGGUGGCUCUUCGAUAUGGGGCCUUGUCUCCGGGCCCUCCGAGAAGACUUUCCCCGCGACCUUUAAUCCCAAGUUGAAGCACCUCGAAAGAGGAACCGUCUCCAUGGCUACCGUGCCACACCCUUCCGACCCAGAUGUUCGUGUUGCCGGCAGCCAGUUCAUUGUUACUCUUGGCGACAGUACGGAUUAUCUAGAUGGGAAGGCGGCGAUAUUUGGUAAAGUGGUCGAAGGAUUCGAUGCUUUAGAGAAGAUCAACAAUGCAAUCACCGACCAUGACGGUCAUCCCCUCGUUGAUAUCCGGAUAAAACACACCAUUAUUCUCGACGACCCGUACGCCGAUCCGCCGGGGUUACGAGAGCCGAGCCAGUCACCUGCGCCGUCCAAGGCCCAGCUUGCUACAGUCCGAAUCGCCGACGACGCUACGCUAACCGAAGAAGUGGACGAGGACGCUGCGGAAAAGGCGCGACGCGAGAGGGAAGCCCGCGCCCAGGCUUUGACCCUGGAGAUGAUGGGCGACCUUCCUUUUGCCGAGGUCAAGCCUCCUGAGAACGUGCUUUUCGUUUGCAAACUUAAUCCCGUCACUACGGACUCGGACCUCGAGCUCAUCUUCAGCCGUUUCGGCAUCAUCCUCUCCUGCGAAGUGAUUCGCGAUAAGAAGACUGGUGAUAGUUUACAGUAUGCAUUCAUCGAGUUUGAGGAAAAGAGUGCUUGCGAAGCAGCUUAUUUCAAAAUGCAAGGCGUGCUCAUUGAUGACCGGAGAAUACACGUAGACUUCAGUCAGAGCGUGAGUAAGUUAGCUGAAGUUUGGAGGGGCGGCGAGAAUGCAAAGCGAAAACGGGGACGAGAUGGUGGUGGAUGGGGUGGCGUGAAAGGCUUGGAAAAGUGGAGGAAGUACAGAGAAGAAGACGGGCGUGAUGAUGACCGUGGCCGUUACAGUAUGGUCUACGGCGAGGAAGAGAUGCGUGGCCGGCAUGAGCGACAAAGGGACGGCGGAGAUGAAGAGGGUAGGGGGGCAAAUGAUGCAGAUCGCUUCGCGGACCACGGACGCGAUGGCAGGAAUCGAGAACGGCCUUGGAAUGGUGGUAAUGGGCGCGAGAGGAAUCAGGAGUCACAGAGGCGAAGUCGAAGUCCUAGGAGAGAGAAGCAUCAUAUCCGAGCCCGGGAUGACAACGACCAAAGAGAAGAUCGUACUAGGCCACGGUACGACAAUCGACAUCGGAAUCCUCAGGAUCGGGACAACGAUAGAAACCGGGGAGCUCACGGCGAUUAUCGACGGAGAUAGCCUGUAUUCGAUGGACGGAAUCUAGUCGUCGCGCAUCCAUAGGAAUACGUAGGCAUCCGCUUCUUAUUUUUGGACGUCUCGAUUGCGGCUCUCCGACUUGUCGUAUCUGAGACGAUAUAGCUCUUGGUGGCUCAAUUUUUCAAGCGCACAAU
Messenger RNA from Durotheca rogersii, 1718 nucleotides. RefSeq names its product cyclophilin-like domain-containing protein. The record is from RefSeq and is a predicted model, not a curated record. Gene Ontology annotation, molecular function: peptidyl-prolyl cis-trans isomerase activity; RNA binding. Gene Ontology annotation, cellular component: nucleus. The transcript is spliced from 2 exons. Bases 91 to 1566 code for a protein of 491 amino acids. Gene Ontology annotation, biological process: protein peptidyl-prolyl isomerization. Lineage: Eukaryota; Fungi; Ascomycota; Sordariomycetes; Xylariales; Xylariaceae.